UCAAAUAGUGCUCGUUUUAUUUGAAUUAUUUAAAUUUUUUUAUAUUUUAUAUACUUCUUCAUAAGCUGGUUUACCUUGCUUGUACCGCGCUCCUGCGUGCGCCGAACGUCGUAAGAUCAAAACCAAAACACCCACGCUAGCGCGCGAGUGGGCCGCUUUUGAAUGCCAUAACGGCUACACUUAAGUCAAAGUCAAAACGCCUCGCUGUUAAGUGGCAUACAAACCGAACGCUUGUGCGCGCUCGCACCUUUCCUGGCAGUUCAGUCGCUGUUGAACCUGCGCCGCAUUAAGUUGUAUACAGCGGGCAUAGUGGCACUUGCGCGCUUUGUAAUUUUGAGUUAGCGCGCCCAACUAACUUAAAGCUAUAUACUUAUUAGCUUGAUGCGAAUUUAAUUUGAUUCGGCAACGCGCCGCCAAGUAGCUCAUUCAAAAAUUAGUGAUCACAGCAGCGUUAGUCAGCGCGCGCGUUCUCUAUAUUAACAAAGUGCGACGCCGCGAAGUAGUAGUCAGUCAAGCGUUCACUUUUCGUGCUUGCAGUGGGCUUACUACUUCCCUGCGAAUUGCGGCGCAUUCAGUAUGUUUUAGACGCGCGCAGCUAUUAGACGCACAAAAUUGAAAGCACUCCUCGUGCGCGCGUUCAAUACGUUUAACUGCAGUAUGUGUAAGCACACAGUGGUGGCGAUAGCUUUACGCUCAAUAUAUUUUUGGUACAAAUAUAAAUUGUGUACAUGGCAUAAUUUGAGCGUAUUCAGUGGAUAGAUUUACUCAACAGGCAGCGCGUCUACGCGUUAACGUCAUCAGCAGGAACUUGCGCGCCAGCUAAACACACAUACAAAUAAAGCGCAAACAUUGUGUCGCGUGUAUUAACUGAUCGCUAUCGGUCUGUUGUGCUAUUCGGGAGCGCGUUAUAAAAAUACCGUUCUGAUGCCAUGCGACGUUGUGGGGCAUAUUCGGAUGCGCGCUGAGCGAUAGAUACCCAGCUACAAUGAGAAUGCGUUGCGGCGUAGUGCAUAGCUGUGGACAAUUUUGAUAAUUGGAUAUUUUUAGACUGCAUGUGAAUUUGAAACGGUAGCUAGUAGCAACAGAAGAAAGGCAAGAAGAAAAUUACAAAAACACGAAAGUUUUUUAUUGUAGUUCCAAAUCAGCAAUGAGUGUAUAAUUCGGUGUGUGAGAGGUGUAUAAUUGUUAAAUUAGUGAAUUUUGAUUAGCGCUGCUGGUAGUGCGGCAUUGAUUUCCUCUAGUGCAGUUGGCUAGGAAAUCUAGAACAGUAAGCGACUGACUGAGUGAUUGAAGGAAGCGGUGAAAAGCAGCGCGGUAGGUUAUAGAUUUAUGGCGAGAGAAACAAAUGAAAUUUAUUUAGAGGAAAUAUUAUAAAUAUAUAGCUCAGUUAAAUGUGUAUAAGCAACGUGUGAGUGAGAUGUGUAAGAAAACAAAAAGAACAACAGAGGAAAAAUAAUAUACAAUAAAAAAAAUUUAAAACUAAAAUCCUAAAGAAAAAAUUGUAAAAUAAAUUGUAUGAUAUAAGCAAAAGACAUCAACUACAAUAAAAACAGAAAAAUCCGAAAACAUAAAAAAAUUUAAAUAAUUGUUUAAGAAAGAGUUCAAAAGCGUUAAAUUAAAAAAAUAAUAAUCAAUAAGAAACAAAUACAACAAAAUAUUAAAAACAACAAUAGCAAAUUGAACAAAAAAUAUCAAAAAAAAAUAAAAUUUUCAAAAAACUAAAAAAUUGAACAAAAAAUCUAAAAAAAAACUAAAAAAAAACUAAUUAAAAAAAAUAAUAAUUAAUAACUUAUAAAAAAGCAAAAUACUUAUAAAAAAAACCAAUACUAGAAAAACAUAAAACAACAACAAAACUUGUGCAUUUCACCAAAAAAAAUUCCGAAUUUCAAUCAACCACAUAACAAAAUAAAACAGAAUAAAUAUAAAACAAAUCAAAAUCUUCUUGAAAAAUUUCCGCCAUUUCAUUUGAUGAACUUCAAUAAAAUAAAAUAAAAAUAUCCCGCGGCUACGUAGUGAGUGAGUGAUUGCAUUGCAUUGCUGUUGAAGACAGCGCCAUAUACCUAAUACCUACAUAUCUACAUAUGUGCAUGCGUAGGACUUUCCCCCAAGCAAGACAACAAGUGACUGAGUGAUUUAUUAGUCAACGGCUGUCAGACGCUCCAGGAGUACUUGCAGUGGUACGCAAACAAAUAUAUCCGCCACAAAAUCAGUAGUGCCAAAACCAUAAUGCGCGAUUAUACGACAUUACUGAGCGGCAGCCAGCGCGCUGUGGACGAAGGCAAAUGCAGUAAAACAGGUAGCCGCAAGGAGAAAUAUGCGCUGCGUGAACGCCAAAAGCGCCGACUUGGCUUGGCGAGUGUGGUCGAAAUGCCGAAACGUUCAAACCACAGAGAUGAUGUAGAAACGGCCACAGGACAGCAGCGUACACAAAGCAGCACAGCGUCCAAAUCGAAAGCACCACCGCUCAGCAAAUAUCGACGGAAAACCGCUAAUGCGCGCGAACGCACACGCAUGCGUGAAAUCAAUACCGCAUUCGAGAAUUUGCGGCAUUGUGUGCCACAGAGCAUUGCAGUCGACGAAGCGGGACCGACCAAUGAGAAGCUAACGAAAAUCACAACACUACGUUUAGCCAUGAAGUAUAUCGGUUUGCUGACAGAGGUGCUGCAUAAUCCUGACUUUAAUGGUGAAUUGCCAUUAGAUUUUUUAUGUACCAGUGAGGAUGAAGUGAUAAAUCAACCAACGACAGCAAUACCAAGAAUAAAAGUGGAGCCCAAAAGUCUUGUAGCAGCGUCAAAAAGCAACAAAGCAGCAAAUAAAGCGACAACAGCUCACAAAACGAAAAUUGCUGUGCUGCCGAAGGCGCCAAAACGUUUAGGCAAGCGAAAAAAGAAGGAUGUAAAGCCUGCUGCACCUGUCACACAGCCCAGCAAACGUAAUACAAAGUCAGCACAGUGUCGUGUUCCGACGCAAGCAAGCACCACAUCCUCGUCCAUCUCCUCCUCAUCAUUUGUUACCUGCAGUGGCGAUUCACUCUCAUCACACUCAUCGAGCUUCCUCGAUAGCAUAACCAGUCCGAGUUAUUCCAGUAGUUUUGUGCCUGCUAUGUCCGAGCUCAAUAGUCUAACGCUCGAAUCUGAUGGCGAGUCGCUGCAUCUUUCGGAUCCCUGUAACAGUCCUUUGCAAGAUAAAUACGAUAGACUCUUUGGCACUGGCGCUUUGAAUACGCGGUCAUCUGUGGAACAAUCAAUUAUAGGUGAUAUCGAUACGCCGCUAGAAUUGAGCUUACAAUUCCUUGGCACAACACCUGGUCCGCUAGACUUCUCUAUGGAGCAGCCGCCGACGACAUGCAUUAGUCCGCUAGUGGCUUUGGACUCAUUUAAUCCAUUUAGCGAUUUUCUGCAUGAAUAUCCGGAACAAGCAUCAUUAGACUUAUUUCUGACAUAACACGCCAUCGAAUGCCUUAAAAUUUACUAGUAUCUAACUUAGUUUGAAUUUGCUUCUACUGCUCGUGUGAGCUUUAUCACUAUCAUUUCACGUGGCCAUCACUAGUAUUUCACAUUAUUUCUCUUACAUUUUAAUUUAAUAAUCGUUAAUUAUGUUAAUUUAAAAUAUAUAUAUAUAUACAUAUAUAUGAUGCAUUUAAUCAAACGGUACUGAGGGAGUGCGUGUUAAACUUACAUACUUACUGGAAUAACAAAUGCUCUGUAAUAAUGCAUUACUCUUACGUCCCUUUUUUAAUGGAGUUGACUGUAGCUUUUAACUAUUUUUUUAUAUUUUGUAUGCUUUAUAAGAAAUUAAGCUAACACUUUGAUAUUGUUUUUGUAAAUUAGGAAAGAAUUUUUUAUUGUAAACAUUUUUCUAUGGAAAUAUUUAUUUUUUUUAUUAACUAAAUAUUCCUUAUAAUUGUUGAUUUUUUAUUAAUAAUGUAUACACAAUAUAAUAAAGCGGACAAAACUUGUCGCAUGUUUUAACACAAGUACUAAGGUUUCAAUAAAAAAUAUAUAAAUGCAACAAAAAGGCAACAACAAAAA
Molecule: messenger RNA, 4031 nt
Organism: Bactrocera oleae (olive fruit fly)
Lineage: Eukaryota; Metazoa; Arthropoda; Insecta; Diptera; Tephritidae
Gene: tx
Product: Helix-loop-helix protein delilah taxi
Biological process (GO): axon development; positive regulation of transcription by RNA polymerase II; sensory organ development
Cellular component (GO): nucleus
Molecular function (GO): DNA-binding transcription factor activity, RNA polymerase II-specific; E-box binding; protein dimerization activity
Source: RefSeq, a predicted model, not a curated record